This is a messenger RNA of Caenorhabditis briggsae, 456 nucleotides long. The transcript has 4 exons. NCBI's taxonomy places the organism in Eukaryota, Metazoa, Nematoda, Chromadorea, Rhabditida, Rhabditidae. The record is from RefSeq and is a predicted model, not a curated record. The coding region runs from base 1 to 456 and encodes 151 amino acids.
AUGCCGACAGCUGGAAACUAUCUCCCCUGGAUUACUAUCACACAUACCGUACCGCAAAUUGGAUUUUCUGCUUCUAUUGGAUUAGGUUUAGUAGUUGUGUUCCUGAACUUUUGUGGGGCUCAAAAUAAGUUUGGGCCGUAUAAAUACAUUCUCAACUCGUUUACCAUUUUGGGUGUGAUAUUUUCGAUCGUGGAGGUUGUUGUUUAUCCGGAGUCCGCAUUUGUCGUUGUAGCGAGCUACACGUUUUUCUACGCGGCUACAGUAGCUCUAUUAGCUACACAGUUCAUCUAUCGGUACUGGGCUAUUUUCGAACAAUCAAGAGCUACCGUUCACUGUUCUGUUCCCACCACAUCUGCUCAGGUCGCGUUACAACAAGAUCCUCUUGACGGACAAAGUAACGUGGAAAGGCUAAGCGACACGCAAUCGGUUAUUCAAAUUUUUUCUGAAGAUCUCUGA